Daucus carota subsp. sativus is the source of this 2451-nucleotide messenger RNA. Its product is annotated as pentatricopeptide repeat-containing protein At5g21222-like. The record is from RefSeq and is a predicted model, not a curated record. Gene Ontology annotation, molecular function: protein binding. The transcript is spliced from 4 exons. Lineage: Eukaryota; Viridiplantae; Streptophyta; Magnoliopsida; Apiales; Apiaceae. Bases 372 to 2273 code for a protein of 633 amino acids.
AAAUCUUGAUAAUAUUUGUGGAUAAGAUUUCCUCUGGGGAUUUCACUAGCCAACAAUUAGAUGUCAUCUUCUUACAUGCACUAUUUACUUUUCAACCAUGCAAACCUAUCUCCUCUCUCUCACCAGUCACCACUACCUUCUGCAACUACACAACUCAUGAUGAGGCUAAGGGAACCAAGUACGUGGGCUAAAGAAUCAGUAUGUUGCACUAUUUCAGUGAUAUGAUUUAUUACUAGCAUUCAUCUUUGAAUUUGUUCUUGGUUCAGGACACAUAUCGUCAUAACACCAAGUUUGCAGAGUCCAAUAUAUUGGUAGAAGGUAUUUGGGGCCUGGAUAUCUAUUAUUAUCCCUGUUUUAUAAAGUUUUGAAAAAUGGGAGAGUUUGGAAAGAGAAAGAUUAAUCCUGUUAUUGCUAAGAAGCACAGAAACGGUACAAUCAUGAGCAAAUCUCAGAUUCAAGCAUCAACCACAAUGGAACCACUUCUGCAGGAAAGGGACCAGCUCUGUCGAUUUUCAGCUUCUUUAAGUUCUCGCGUACAAUCUCGCUGUAUUGUCUGUUUAGACAAUAACAGCUGCAAGGUAGUACGAUCGAGAACAAAGUUGAUGAAAAUUUUGAUUGAGAAGGGUAAACCUCAAGAAGCCCAUUCCAUUUUUCGAGGUUUAACAGAAGAAGGGCACCGACCUACACUUGUAACAUACACAACUCUUUUAGCAGUUUUGACUGUCCAGAAACGGUUUAAGUCAAUUCCUUCACUCCUUUCAAAGGUGGAAGAGAGUGGGCUGAAGCCUGACUCAAUAUUCUUUAAUGCCAUGAUCAAUGCAUUUUCAGAAUCUGGGAAUGUCAAGGAGGCGAUGAAAAUCUUUAGGAAAAUGAAGGAUAGUGGAUGUAAGCCUACAACCAGCACAUUUAAUACAUUAAUUAAAGGAUUAGGUAUUAUAGGUAAGCCUGAAGAGUCCUUGAAGCUUUUGGAAUUAAUGUCACAGGAAUAUAGUGUAAAGCCCAAUGACAGGACAUACAAUAUUAUCAUCCGAGCCUGGUGUAACAAGAACAACAUUACAGAAGCAUGGGAUGUUUUUUAUAGAAUGGUCUCAUCUGGUGUAAAACCUGAUGUAGUCACAUUCAACACGUUAGCAAGAGCAUAUGCUCAAAAUGGGUAUACAAGUAGAGCUGAAGAAAUGAUACUCCAGAUGUAUGACAACAGUGUUGCACCAAACCAACGCACUUGUGGUAUCAUCAUUAAUGGGUAUUGUAAAGAAGGGAAUAUGGAAGAUGCAUUAAGAUUUGUAUACAGAAUGAAGGAUAUCUCUGUGCAUCCAAAUCUUGUGAUUUUCAACACUCUCAUUAAAGGGUUCCUGGACAUCACAGACUCUGAUGGAGUUGAUGAGACACUAUCACUGAUGGAGGAAUUUGGUGUCAAACCUGAUGUUGUUACAUUUAGCACCAUUAUGAAUGCAUGGGGUUCAGCUGGGCUCAUGGACAAAUGCCAAGAAAUUUUUAAUGACAUGGGAAAAGCUGGCAUUGAUCCUGACAUCCAUGCUUUUAGUAUCCUUGCAAAAGGUUACGUGCGGGCUGGAGAACCAGACAAGGCUGAAGAAGUCAUUAAAUUGAUGGAAAAAUCUAGUGUGCUCCCAAAUGUUGUCAUAUUCACCACUGUCAUUAGUGGAUGGUGCAGUGCUGGCAAGAUGGACUAUGCUAUGAGAGUGUAUGAGAUGAUGUGUAAAAUGGAUGUAUCCCCCAAUUUGAAGACUUUUGAAACACUGAUAUGGGGUUUUGGAGAAGCUAAACAACCACAGAAAGCUGAAGAUCUUCUUGAGAUAAUGGAAGCAAAGGGUGUUCGUCCUCAGAAGAGUACUAUUCAGCUUGUAGCAAAUGCAUGGCGUUCCAUUGGGUUUCUGAGCGAAGCAAAGAGAGUGCAAGAUGAUGUUGAUGACGAUCAAACAGUUAUACCAGAUACAGAGUAUGACAAGACAUCAGAAGUGAUGCCAAAAAGAAGUUUUCAGACCGAAAAUCAUACCUUAUCUCCUAGUCUUCUACAGGCACCUGGUUCUGUAGUUGCUAGUCCAAAAGGGUCAGGCAGUGUGAAGACUGUUAGCCAGAUGGUGCCUAAUAGAGCUCAAUAUUCAUCUGGAGGCCUGAGCACCAAAAUAAAUACCAUGCAACUUCCACAGGCAUGUAAAUUUACGACGCUAAAGCCACGGAUCAUACUUCCCUCAAAGCUUCAACUUUCACUUGGAGUCUCACAGUACUUGCCUACAUUUAAAUUGGUGUUCUAAAACCUGCCAAGGGUAGUAAUGAACCUCGCAGGAUGAUACAAUACACACAUUCUUGAAUUUAUUUGUAGCAUCUGUAAAUUAUUUCUGUUGUUUGUUCUAUAUGAUCAUGGGACAGGAAGAUUGAGUUCUUGAAAUGUACAUGCUGUUCAAUGAAAUGAAAAUCUUUUGUACCCUUUCA